AUGAGCAGCGUCAAGUCACGGCGGUUCCUGCCGCGCUUCCUGCGGCGGAGCAGCGCAACCAGCACGGCGACGCGGUCCAACGCCUCGGGCGGCAACGACGCCUCGCCCCGGACGCCCAGCACGCUGCGCAAGAGUCUGUCGCUGUCCAAGCUGGCGGCGCACUCGGCGACGGAGCUGCGAGGCGAGGCGCUGCACGCAGACGCAGAGCGCGACCCCCGGCUGGCCAGGUCGGAGGUGCAGAAGCCGGAGGGGCGCGCCGAGCACUUGCACUCGCACCCGCACCCGCGCUCGCAGCCCUCGCACCACACCAACACCAACACCAACACCACCACCAACACCAACACGGCCACGAACACGGCCACGGCCACAACCACGAUCACAACCGCGACCACGACCGCGACCAGCUCCAGCAGCCCCUCGCCCGCCCGCACGCGCACCUCGACCACGGCCUCGACCGACGCCGCCCUGCCCACGGCCUGUCCGCAGGUGACGCUCGAGGCGCCCACGCCCAUCCACCCGCCGCCCGUCGCUGCUGCUGUCGUGGCCGACGACGCGUCUGCUCUGUCUGCAUUGGCAAGCAACGCCGCGCCCACGGCCUGUCCGCAGGUGACGCUCGAGGCGCCCACGCCCACCCACCCGCCGCCCGUCGCUGCUGCUGCUCCCGUGGCCGACGACGCGUCUGCUCUGUCUGCAUCGGCGAGCACCGCCGCGCCGCCUCCCGCCAGCCCUCUGCGCCGCCAGUCUCUCGUCGCACCCCCGCCGCCCGCCGACCACGCUGCCGCCGCCCAGCCCGCCCUCCCCGCCCUCUCCGCCCUCUCCGCCGCCAUGCUGCACCGCAAGAUCUGGGUCAAGCGCCCCAACGCCUCGGCCACGCUGGUGCAGAUCGGCGAGGACGACCUGGUCGACGACGUGCGCGACAUGAUCCUCCGCAAGUACGCAAACUCGCUCGGCCGCAGCUUCGACUCGCCAGACGUCACCCUCGGCAUCGUCCCGCGCGACGCCGGCCCGGGCCACGAGCGCACCCUGGGCCCCGAGGAGCACAUGUGCCGCACCCUGGACGCCUACUUCCCCGGCGGCCAGAGCGUCGCCGAGGCCCUCAUCAUCGACGUCCCCGUACGCCGCACCCCCAAGCCUUCACCGCGAGUGCCCCUCUACUACGCACACCACGACGACGCUCAACAUGCCCAGACCGAGUACUUCCCGCCCAUGCCCGCCGUCCAGCCCUCGCCCGCCGCCGCCGCAUACGGCCCACCUCAGCCUCCCCACUCGAUAGCCGUCCUCACCAACGGCGGCCAGCUGCCGCCCCUGCCCUCGCCCGGCGCCGCCGCAGCACGCCGCACCCACCUCGCCCGCCCCAAGUAUGGCCCGCGCCAGAACACGGCCUCGCCCACCACCCUGGCCGGCGGCAUCCCCUCCGCCGCCACCCUCGCCCGCCCUCUCAACCGCGAUCGCCACAACUCCUCGGCCUCCAACGACAAGCACUCGCAGGCCUCCAACGCCCCCAUACCCACCCCGCCCGCCCCCAUCGACCCCCCCGCCCGCACACAACACGACACCCCGCCCACCCUGCGCGUCGCCUCGCCUCGCCCAGAGAAGAAGAGGCGGAGAAAGCCAGCGCCCGCCGAGACGCCCAGUCUGCCAGCAGGCCUGCUCGAUGGCUCCGUCCCACCCAUCAACGUCUUGAUCGUCGAAGACAACAUCAUCAACCUGCGCGUCCUGGGCGCCUUUAUGCAAAGACUCAAGGUCCGAUGGGAGCGAGCCAUGAACGGCAGAGAAGCCGUAACCAAGUGGAAGGCGGGCGGCUUCCACCUGGUCCUCAUGGACAUCCAGCUGCCCGUCAUGAACGGUCUGGAGGCCACAAAGGAAAUCAGGAGACUAGAGCGUGUCAACAGCAUCGGCGUCUUCAGCAGUGGGAGCAGCGAAACACCCCACAACGGCUUAGACAAGCAGGGUGCUUCCCACACCGAACUGGCAGAAGACGACAAGCUGGGCGAUAGGAGCCUCUUCAAGAGCCCCGUCAUCAUUGUCGCGCUUACAGCCAGUUCCCUGCAGAGCGACAGGCAUGAGGCCCUGGCUGCUGGCUGCAACGACUUCCUGACCAAGCCCGUCAACUUUGUCUGGCUGGAGCGAAAAGUCAAGGAGUGGGGCUGCAUGCAAGCCCUCAUCGACUUCGACGGGUGGCGAAAAUGGAAGGACUUUGCAAAGGACUCGGACAGUACCAACAACAAGGAUACGUCCAAGAUGUCCACCAGCAUGGCAACCAUUGCCCCGACGAAGAAGUCCACCAACGCCAAGUCCGCAGCUCCGGCACCGGCAGCGAACACACCAGAGACGAACGGAUCCUCAUCAGCAGAGAAGGAGGACAAGAAGGGCAAGCGGAGAAGUCUUGUUCAGGCUCCACCCACCCUGCCGGAGGACGAGAGCGAGACACCGACGCCAGACGCUGACGACACAUGA
Molecule: messenger RNA, 2457 nt
Organism: Ascochyta rabiei
Lineage: Eukaryota; Fungi; Ascomycota; Dothideomycetes; Pleosporales; Didymellaceae
Product: Two-component response regulator SSK1p
Exons: 2
Coding region: 1-2457 (818 amino acids)
Biological process (GO): osmosensory signaling via phosphorelay pathway
Cellular component (GO): Mcs4 RR-MAPKKK complex
Molecular function (GO): phosphorelay response regulator activity; protein kinase activator activity
Source: RefSeq, a predicted model, not a curated record